This is a messenger RNA of Anisakis simplex (herring worm), 195 nucleotides long. Lineage: Eukaryota; Metazoa; Nematoda; Chromadorea; Rhabditida; Anisakidae. The record is from the annotation of a GenBank genome assembly.
AUGAAGGAGGCGAUCCAUGAAGCUGAGGAUGUCAAAGUCAAGGUUUUGAAAAAGCGUAAGAAAGCUGCCAAGAAGGCGAAAAAGGAAGCAGGAGAGAAGCUGAAAGAUGAAGAGGGCGCAGGUGACGAGAGUGUUGGCGUGAUGAACGGUGACGGUGGUAUGGAUGCAGAGGAAUUGGAACAGUCAGCAGAAAAG